Ostrinia nubilalis (European corn borer) is the source of this 1596-nucleotide messenger RNA. RefSeq names its product CKLF-like MARVEL transmembrane domain-containing protein 4. Gene Ontology annotation, cellular component: membrane. NCBI's taxonomy places the organism in Eukaryota, Metazoa, Arthropoda, Insecta, Lepidoptera, Crambidae. The record is from RefSeq and is a predicted model, not a curated record. The coding region runs from base 166 to 684 and encodes 172 amino acids. The transcript is spliced from 4 exons.
GUGUCGGCAGUUGCGCGCUGCCCGCUUCGAACUACGCUCGCCGCCACCGGACGAAAAUGUGUCUCGCGCCCACUGUGUGCUGAAGUUUAGUGUCUGUGUUCGUGUUCUCAUUUCGUACAUACUAAUAAAAUUUACCAGUACCUGCCAGUACCUGAAAUUUAGACAAUGAUGGCACCCGAAACAGUGGUAACCGUGGAUCACAACAAGCCCAAUGCGCCGCCGCAGCAGCAGCAACAGCAACAGGGAAAUGCGCUUGAAUGGCUCAAAUUCAACAUCGACUACUUCAAAACUCCUCCAGGCCUACUCAAAGUUGUCGAAUUGAUCUUAGGUAUUCUGUGCAUGGCGCUGGCGUCGCCGUGGUACUCGACGUGGUUCGUGUUCGUGGCAGUCACCUGCUUCAUCACCACGCUGAUGUGGAGUUUCGUGUACCUUCUGAGCAUCAGGGAGGCCUUGAAGAUACCUAUCAACUGGGUUUUAUCUGAGCUGAUAGGCACGGCCAUCCAAGCUGUUCUGUACCUGAUAGCUUUUAUAGUGCUGUUCGCUGCGACUGCUCAUACUUACUCAUCGUUUUACGGUGCUAAUGUCGCUGCUGCUGUGUUCGGUAUCUUCAACACGGCCGCGUACGCAGCGAGCGCUUUCAUAUUGUUCAAAGAGCACAAAAGUACCGUGGGUGUGGCGGCGUGAGCAGCGUCUGCGCCGGGCGGCCAGUACACGUAACCUCAGUAUAUCGAUGGGACCCUAAUUACACCAAGUGACCAGCACUAUUGUUACUACUAUACAAUUAUCAGAUGAUUAUUGUUAAUGAAUUGUAUCCUGUUAUAAAUGAUAUAACAAUUUCGAUAAAUUUAUUGAAAUAUGUCUAGGAUUUCUAAAUGAAAUAAUUGAAAAAUAUCUAAAUGAAAUAAUUGAAAAAUAUGUUACGUUACACACACUGGUUCGAUUUAUUGUUGUUUUUCCUAAUUUAAUAAUUUAUUACACUUAAUAAAAACUUGAAUGGACACAAGUAGAGCAUGACGUGUUGGGCACUUGUUAUAAAUUGGGCGUUGCACGCACUUUAUCAUUUUACUGAAUAAGUGUAAUUUUUAAUUGUGUACACAAAUCUUGUAGUCAUCAUUUAUAAUGUAUAAAACUACACAAAGGUUAAAGAAAUAUAUAUCAGUAUAUUUUUGUAAAAAAAAUGUUUUACUAAGCUGAUAAACUUUCGAUAUUUUUGUGCAUGCAGCGUUGUAAAAAAAAACCUAUUUGAAAUUACGAAAGCACACUUUUUACAAAAUACAGGUUUGACCAUGCAAUUAUUUUAAUGUUAGUACCGAUAUAUUGUUACUCCUAUGGCCAUAGACAUAGAGUAGUUUACUUUUAGUUAAAUAGGUACCUACACAAAGCAUGUUUACAUUAUUUAAGAUUACAGUGUUUUACAUAAAUUAUGUAAAUAACACAUUCACUUUAAGAGACCUUUUUGAGUGCCUUACAUAGAAAUAGAUUUAAAAUUAUGUGAUACAUAAUGAUAAUUCUGAUAUUAAAUCAAUAAGUCACAGGACAACAAUUUCCAAAUAAUUUAAUUAAUUUCAAACACUAAAGUAGGUACCAAAUAUUUUA